Molecule: messenger RNA, 1064 nt
Organism: Leguminivora glycinivorella
Lineage: Eukaryota; Metazoa; Arthropoda; Insecta; Lepidoptera; Tortricidae
Exons: 9
Coding region: 52-888 (278 amino acids)
Biological process (GO): sodium ion transport
Cellular component (GO): membrane
Molecular function (GO): sodium channel activity
Source: RefSeq, a predicted model, not a curated record
GCGCUGGGACCCCAUGGACCUAGAGUUUCUACGCCAAAAGGUACAAAAAGAAUGGAUAAACCAAAACGCAAGUUUACGCCGAUCCGAGCCCUAAUAGCUUGCGGCCGGGCGUUCUGUCAGCAGACUUCUAUGCAUGGCUUCCUGCACAUCGCUGCUCCUAACAGAUGGUGGGGAGAAAGACUGCUAUGGGCGUUCGCGACAGCUGUAGCGAUCUUGGGAGCCGUGGAGAUAUCCCUCGGGCAGUGGCAGCGGUUCAACGAGAACCCCACAGUCGUAGCUCUGGAGAAGGACUUCAGAUCCUGGCAGUUCUGCAUGCCUGGUCUCACGCUUUGUGCCCAGAACCGAACAGACGAAAAUAAGCUACCCUCAGUAAUCAAGAAAUACUGGGGCGUGGACGCCACAGACCCAAAAUACUCCCGCUAUGAGCAAUUUGUACGUGACGUGGCUAACUCAAGUAUGUUGCAUUUGACGGAUCUUCUGCAACAUGAGGGUGAAGACUUGGAGGUGGAUCUGUACCAACUUGCUGUUGAUGUACUUCCGGAUUACAGUAUAAAGCCUACCUGGUCGAUCCCAAAUCUGCAGGUGCCCUGGUUUUACAUCAUGACUGAGGUUGGAGCCUGCUACGCUACCAACUCCUUGGCUAUCCCUGAUGACGCUAUCGAGGCACUUGGAAAACCCACCGUGAACCAGACUAGUAUGUUCCCGUUGACUUGCAAGUACUCUUCCCUCAACUGCUACGUCACUAUUGAGGUGCCGGUGCCUAUUUAUUUCUACGUUCACUCCCCCUACGAUAUUCUCAACGUGCGCGCCACCCCCAUAGAGGUCGCCCUCGGCAGGAGAAGUCGUCAGAAUUCAGCGUCAUUGAGAGCGGCUGUGGGAGAGGCGUGAGGGAACUCAGUCCCAGACGACGGAGCUGUUUGUACACUGACGAACCACAAGCUAGAGGCCGAAAGGUGUACAGUACCAACAGCUGCCGCCGUUCCUGCCGAAACCAAGAGGCCCUUCGCGACUGCAAAUGUAAACCCUUCUUCAAUCGCAACGAAGAUGGCGUUGCGUGUUCCCUC